This is a messenger RNA of Rosa rugosa (rugosa rose), 1437 nucleotides long. RefSeq names its product zinc finger transcription factor YY1. The record is from RefSeq and is a predicted model, not a curated record. Gene Ontology annotation, biological process: regulation of transcription by RNA polymerase II. Gene Ontology annotation, cellular component: PcG protein complex; transcription regulator complex. NCBI's taxonomy places the organism in Eukaryota, Viridiplantae, Streptophyta, Magnoliopsida, Rosales, Rosaceae. Gene Ontology annotation, molecular function: DNA-binding transcription factor activity, RNA polymerase II-specific; RNA polymerase II cis-regulatory region sequence-specific DNA binding. The transcript is spliced from 6 exons. The coding region runs from base 201 to 1319 and encodes 372 amino acids.
CGGAUCAUAGUUGGACCAACUAGAUAAAAAAAAAAAAAAAAAGAGCGGAGACGGAGACGGAGAGAGCUUUUCAUGAAGAGAAUUAAAAGCCGCGCAGGGGGAUUUUAAGAAACGAAAAAGAAAUAGCUCGACCCGCCCCUUCCAAGGGAAGACGAACGGCUGCUGAAGCUGAGCUUAAAGUGUGAAAACAGAAGAAAGAUAUGGAUACCCAAUUCCAUCACAAUUAUUUCGAGAGGCGCACCAUCUUCAGAUCCAAAGCUCCCGCUGUUAGAUGGGUUAAACAAUGGGUUCCGCAGGAUGUCGUAGCAACAGGUGGAAAGUGCUCUCUCUUGAAAUGGGUCACAGAGGGUACAGUAAAGGCUUUGAAUGAGAAAUCAAAUGAGCUAGUGGCACCAGAGCCAGAACCAGAACCUACAACUGAAGUCCUUUUUCUUUGCAGCUAUGAAGGCUGUGGGAAGACCUUUAUUGAUGCUGGUGCUUUGAGGAAGCAUUCUCACAUACAUGGGGAGAGACAGUAUGUUUGUCACUAUGAGGGUUGUGGGAAGAAAUUUUUGGAUAGUUCAAAGUUGAAACGACACUUUCUCAUUCAUACUGGUGAAAGAGAUUUUGUAUGCCCUCAUGAAGGCUGUGGUAAGGCAUUCUCCCUGGAUUUCAACCUACGGUCUCACAUGAAAACACAUUCACAAGAGAACUAUCAUAUAUGCCCAUACCCAGAAUGUGGAAAGAGAUAUGCACAUGAGUACAAGCUUAAAAACCACAUUUCAUCUCACCAUGAAAAGUUGCAGAAUGUGCCUGUGGAUGUGCCUAAGUAUACUGUUCCACCUUCAGAGAAGCAAACAAAAACUCCCAAGCCUUCUGCAGGGGUUUAUGGUUCUGCAUCAUCUGAUCGCCCUUAUGCCUGCCCUUAUGAAGGGUGUGAAAAAGCCUACAUCCAUGAAUACAAGCUUAAACUACAUCUGAGGAGAGAGCAUCCUGGUCAUAUGUCUGAUGAAAAUGCUGAGCAUGCCCUUAAUACUGCUGACAAUGAGAUGGACGAAGCCAGUGAUCAAGAUGUCUAUGCGGGAAAACGUGUGAAUGGCAAAAGCCAGAAAACAAAUAGGGCCAAGCCGAAUUUGAAGUUCCCGCCUGCCAAAGUGCGCAAGGGCUCAACUCCAUCUCAGGCCACUACGAACACAAUGAAAAAGCCGUGGCCAGUCAAAGAAGUAGUUUAUGAAGAAGAUAGUGAAGAAACGGAGGAGGACCGUGACAAUGUAGAGGAUGGUUGGAGGUAUGCCGGAAACAACGACGAUGAUGAUGAAGAAACAGAAGAUGAAGACUAGAUCUUUGAGGGAGUUUUUAUUUGUCCUUGAUGGAUGGAUAAUAGAGGCACUUAGUCUGUGACCAUACCUCUAAUUUUAUUCUAUUCUAUUCUAUUCCGUUCUUUAUAUUUUUUCUUUA